Chara braunii is the source of this 455-nucleotide messenger RNA. NCBI's taxonomy places the organism in Eukaryota, Viridiplantae, Streptophyta, Charophyceae, Charales, Characeae. The record is from the annotation of a GenBank genome assembly.
CGGCCUUUCUUAUCGUAAGAGCAACAAGGUGCAACGAUGGUGCUUCAACUCUUCGUUAAGGCAGGUUUGCAGAAUGUUGCAGCCAGAGUAAACCGAUCACUUGGAUGGUGGCACUCUCUUUCUCGGCGAUGAAUAGCAAAGAAGUGAUCGUCCGGAAACGUAUUGUCGAGAUAUACAACAAGCAACAGGAAGAUUUCGGGACAUUGCGAGAAUACAACGACUACUUAGAGGAAGUCGAGGACAUCAUAUUUGCACUUGUAGAGGGGCACGAUGUCGAGGCAGUCGAGGCGAAGAUUGCGAAGUACAAGGAGGAGAACUAUGAGCAGAUUGUUAUGGCCCAAGCCAGAAAGGCAGAAGAAAGAGCGGCGCAGCUGAGGGAGUAAAGUGCUCUACUUCCAGGCGUGGGAAGAGGAGCCGGGCUAAUAACUGUCGAUUCGAAUGCAGAGGCGACUGGA